Rhagoletis pomonella (apple maggot) is the source of this 709-nucleotide messenger RNA. RefSeq names its product 60S ribosomal protein L10a-2 (gene RpL10Ab). Gene Ontology annotation, cellular component: large ribosomal subunit. Lineage: Eukaryota; Metazoa; Arthropoda; Insecta; Diptera; Tephritidae. The record is from RefSeq and is a predicted model, not a curated record. Gene Ontology annotation, biological process: translation. Gene Ontology annotation, molecular function: RNA binding; structural constituent of ribosome.
GUCAAAAGUAUCACGAGAUACACUCUACGAGUCGGUUAAUGGAGUUUUGGAGUUCUCGCUAAAAAAGAAGCGUGGCUUCUUGGAGACUGUGGAAUUGCAAAUUGGUCUCAAAAACUACGAUCCCCAAAAGGAUAAGCGUUUCUCCGGAACUGUGAAGUUGAAGCACAUCCCUCGCCCCAAAAUGAAGGUGUGUGUUCUCGGCGACCAACAGCAUUGCGACGAGGCUAAAGCUAAUGGAGUGGAAUGCAUGGAUGCUGAAGCUCUUAAGAAAUUGAACAAAAACAAGAAGUUGGUGAAGAAACUAGCAAAGUCGUACGAUGCUUUCUUGGCUUCAGAAUCGCUGAUCAAACAAAUCCCACGUCUUUUGGGUCCAGGUUUGAACAAGGCAGGCAAAUUCCCUGGUCUUUUGUCUCAUACUGAAUCUAUGAUGGCCAAAAUCGAAGAAGUUAAGUCAACCAUCAAGUUCCAAAUGAAGAAGGUGUUAUGCCUGUCUGUUGCUGUAGGCCACGUUAACAUGAAGCCUGAUGAGCUAGUGCAGAACAUCCACUUGUCUAUAAAUUUCUUGGUAUCUCUUUUAAAGAAGAACUGGCAAAAUGUGCGUUCAUUGCACAUUAAAUCUUCUAUGGGACCACCACAACGCUUAUACUAAAAAGUAAAAUCGACUUUGUUUGCAUAUUUUUUGGUAAUAAAUAUAUGUAUUUGGACUUAG